Molecule: messenger RNA, 1279 nt
Organism: Medioppia subpectinata
Lineage: Eukaryota; Metazoa; Arthropoda; Arachnida; Sarcoptiformes; Oppiidae
Source: the annotation of a GenBank genome assembly
GCCUCCUCCCCCCCCUCGCAGAGAAGGGCCGCUUCCUCGCCCUCGACUUGGGCGGCACGAACUUCCGAGUGCUGCUCAUAGAGCUGGAGGGCGCCGACUUCAAGAUGGACAACCAGAUCUUCGCGAUCCCGCAGCACGUGAUGUUGGGUUCGGGCGAACAGCUGUUCGACCACAUCGCCGACUGCUUGGCCGACUUCAUGCGCCUGCGCGGUCUCAAGGACGUGAAGCUCCCGCUCGGCUUCACCUUCUCGUUCCCGUGCCGUCAGGAGGGGUUGACGCGCGCGCGCCUCGUGCAGUGGACGAAGGGCUUCGCGUGCAAGGGGGUCGAAGGUCAGGACGUGGUGGAGCUGUUGCGCGCGUCCAUUCGGAAGCGCGGCGUCGAGAUCGACGUGAUGGCCGUCGUCAACGACACCACCGGAACAUUGAUGUCGUGCGCGCACAAGAACCGCGAGUGCCGUGUGGGCGUGAUCGUGGGCACCGGCACCAACGCGUGCUACAUGGAGAGCGUGCCCAACGCCGAGCUCUUCGCCGACGAGUUCGCGGCGCCGACAGAUGGCGUGAUUGUGAACACAGAGUGGGGCGCGUUCGGCGACAACGGCGUCCUUGACUUUGUGCGCACGGAUUGGGACGACGAGGUGAACACGUAUUCGUUGAACAAAGGCAGACAGCUGUUCGAGAAGAUGAUCUCCGGCAUGUACAUGGGCGAGAUGGUGCGCUCGAUCGUGGCGUCGCUGACGCGCCAGGGACUGCUGUUCGAGGGGAAGGGCAGCGAGAAGCUGUUCACGCCGCACUGCUUCCAAUCGGCGUUCGUGUCGUGGAUCGAGAGCGAGCCCAAAGGCGUGUUCAUCCAGACGCGCAAAGCCAUGGCAGAGAUGGACCUGAGCCACGCCUCGGAGGACGACCUCUUCUCCGUGCAGAUGAUCUGCGAGCGCAUCUCUACGCGCGCCGCGCACCUCGUGUCGGCCGCCAUCGCCACCGUCCUCAACAAGAUGCGCCGCCCGUUCACGGUGGUGGGCGUCGACGGCUCCGUCUACCGCUAUCACCCGCACUUCCACGACCUGAUGGCCGCGAAGACGGCGGAGUUGACGGAUCCCGCGUAUCGCUUCGAGAUGAUGUUGUCGGAGGACGGGUCGGGAAGGGGCGCCGCCCUCGUGGCCGCAGUGGCCGUCAGACAGAUGGAGGAGUUGCGCGCCAAAGGAUUAAUCGAUUAUUAGAUUUAUUUUAGAUUUAUUUUUAGUGUAAAUAAGAUUUAGAAAUAAAAUUCAAUUUUAACCCAAGA